AUGGAGAACUUGGCUCAAAAUUUGGGAUUUACUGGUGCGGUUUGUAUGAGUGCAAGAGGUUUGGCUGGAGGUUCUUGUUUGUUAUGGAAUAAAAAUAUAAAUCUUCAUGUGAAUUAUGCGGUUGAUGGAUACUUUGAAGCAACAGUUUGUGAUAUGAAUACCCAAUUUCUUUGGAAGCUGGUGGCGGUUUAUGGAACGCCUUAUGUUCGAGAUAAAGAGAAUUUCUGGAAUUAUCUUGAGACUGAGGCAAACCACUUCCACUUGCCGUGGGUUAUUUUGGGUGAUCUAAAUUGUAUUGGAAGUAAGGAAGAGAAAGUUGGGGGGUCUAAGGUUACUGUGACAGAUUUACGUUGGCUGAGGAAUUUUCAAGAUAAUACGGGAUGCGUAGAUCUUCGUUUUAUCGGUAACAAAUUCACAUGGCAAAACAAGAGAUUUCAUGGUGGUUUAAUUAGGGAAAGAUUGGAUAGAGCGCUCUGUUCGGGAGACUGGAUGAAUAAUUAUGAUUACUCAGGGGUCCUUAAUCUACCUAUCACUAUUUCGGACCAUGCUCCUAUCAUUCUGGAUACUCACUUGUUUGCUACCAAAGGUUUCAUUCCCUUCCGAUUUUAUGAAGCAUGGUCCUGGGAAAGCUCGUGUAGGGGAGAAAUUGAAAGGGCUUGGUGCUGUCCAAGUACUGAAGCCACAACAGCUCUAGUUCGAAAUGUCAGUAAUACGAGAAAAGCGCUCCAAGGAUGGAAGAAAAAGAUUCAAGGAGUAACAGACACAGACAUCAAAGCAAUGGAAAAAAGGUUAGAAUGGAUCCAACAACAGCCCAUCUCGACUGACCUGAAAAGAGAAGAAGCUCUCAUUCAAGAUCAAUUGAUAAUCUCGUGGUCUAAACAAGAAAGCAUGUGGAGACAACGAUCAAGGGAAACUUGGCUAGCUUUGGGAGAUCGGAAUACAAAAUUUUUCCAUACUGCGACUAACAUCAGAAGAAGAAGGAAUAGCAUUUGGGCCAUCAAAGAUAAAGAGGGAAGAAUUUGGAAGGACAAGAUGAAUAUUGGCAAGGUCAUAAAUGCUCACUUCACAGAAUUGUACACUUCAACGAGACCGGUAUUCGAUGAUAAGUUGGAAAAUCUAGAGGUGAAGAGCAUAUCCCAUUCUGAAAAUGAGGAAUUGUCAAGAACUCCUAGUGUCGAGGAGAUUAAAAGUGCAGUAUUCAGCCUUCACCCUCUCAAAGCCCCGGGACCGGAUGGAUUUUCGGGAUGUUUUUUCAGAAAAUUCUGGGACAUUGUCGGCCCUUGUCUGUGCUCCUCGGUUCAAGAAGCCUUCGAGACGGGGGUGAUUGAUCCAAGAAUCAAUAAUACCUUUGUGUGCCUUAUUCCAAAAGUUGAAUUUGCGUUGGGUGUUGAUCAAUAUCGCCCAAUUAGCUUAUGCAACUUUUCUUAUAAGGUAAUAGCAAAGAUCCUUUCAAAUAGGAUGCGACCUCUCAUGGAGGAGUUGGUUUCCCCGUUCCAAUCGGCCUUCAUCCCAGGCAGAUGGAUUGCCGAAUCUUCAAUCCUUACCCAAGAGCUAGUUCACAAAAUCAAGGCGAAAAGAGGCAGGGGAGGUCUUAUGGCAAUAAAGCUGGAUAUGCACAAAGCAUAUGACAAGAUGGAAUGGAGUUUCAUCCAAAAAGUACUAAGUAAGAAUGGUUUUAAUGGCAAGAGUAUUAGGCUCCUUAUGGCUUGCGUGACUAGUGUCUCCUACUCUGUUCUGUUGAAUGGCUGUCCUCUAAAGAAGUUGUAUCCUCAACGAGGGUUGAGACAAGGGGAUCCGAUUUCGCCAUUCCUGUUUCUCCUUUGUCAAGACGUGCUAUCCAAAAUGAUUACUCAGGCGGAAGAGGAAGGUUACAUUCAAGGAAUCAAGAUUGCACAGUCUAGCCCCUCGAUUUCUCAUCUAAUGUUCGCAGACGAUACUAUCCUUUUCGCUAGAGCAAAUGAAACAAAUGCAAGGAACCUUCUCAAGUACCUAUCCGAUUAUGAGAGUUGGUCGGGUCAGACUUGUAGCAAACCAAAGUCUGGGAUUCUUUUCUCUAAGAAUACCAAUGCUGGCUUGAAAAAUAAUAUCCUCAACAUCCUUAAUAUUAAUCAAGUCAGUGGAGAAGAGAAACAUUUAGGAAAUCCAUUCAUUUUCAAAAGGAGAAAAGCAGAAGAUUAUAAUAGGCUCAAGGAUAGUAUGAGAUCAAAGCUGGAGGGUUGGAGGAUGAAAUCGCUAUCCUAUGCUGGAAGGUUAACUCUCAUCAAGUCAGUUGCGGCCUCCAUCCCAAUUUAUGCCAUGUCCACUCAGAAGGUUCCUAUAUCCACUUGUCGAGACUUAGAUUCUUUAAUGAGGAAGUAUUGGUGGAAAGGAAGUGUAGAAAAGGAUAGAUACAUGGCGUAUAGAGCCUGGGAUAAGAUUUGUACUCCAAAGUCUAUGGGGGGGCUGGGGUUGAGAAGGUGCGAAGACAUGAACAAGGCGCUCAUGACAAAACUGGCUUGGUGCCUUGGAAGUAAAAUGGAGAGACCGUGGGUUACAUGUAUGCUGGAAAAGUAUUGCAAGCACGACAGCUUCUGGUGUGUAAACCAGAAAUCCAAUGACUCCCCUCUUUGGAAAAGUGUUUUAGGCUCAAGGGAAGUGUUACUCCAAGGCUCCAUGGCAACUGCUGCUUCGGGAGAAUCAAUUAACUUCUGGAAGCAACCGUGGAUACCCUGGAUGGAAUACAGAGAGUUUCUUGAUCUGAUGCAGCUGCUUGGAGAAAGAAGGUACACAAUUAAAACGUUAGCAGAUGUGUCUCUGGGGAACAGGUGGAAUGAAGAAGUGAUUAUCCAGAUAUUCGGUCAUGAAUUGGGGGAACGAAUUCUUAAUAUACCGAGAAUUCCAAGCCCUUUCCCUGACCAAAUGUUCUGGAAGGAAAAUCGCAAUGGAAAAUUCUCAGUUAAGUCGGCGUAUGUUGUGGAUCAAAAAUGGCGAUUUGAACCUGGCCAACGAAUUUGGAAAUGGAUUUGGGAUGGAAGAAUACAUCCAAGGAUCUCGAUUUUCCUUUGGCGUAUCUUAAACGAAGCAAUUCCGACCAAGAACAAGUUGCCUUUUAUCCCAAUCAAAGAUUGUAGUUUAUGUGGAAAGGAAGGAGAAUCGGCUCUCCACCUAUUUCGAAGUUGUAGCUUCACUAAGGCUAUGUGGAUGGGAAGUCAGUAUCCACUGAGGAAUGAUAACAUUCCAGGGGAAUCAAUGGUAAUUUUUCUGGAAAAUUUAAUAUCAAUCUUCCCUGACUCCUGUAGGAUUGAUCUUGUCUUCUUCUUCGGUUGCUUGUGCAAUGAAAUAUGGAAUCAGAGGAAUGCUUCCUGCAUUCGUAAUGCCACAGGUAAUCCAACUCAAGCUCUAUGGAAUGUUGGCAAGGCCUUAACUGAUUUUAAAGUGUUGAUAAUGGAUUCAGCAAAGGAAUCUCUAGUCCCCACUCCUAGCCUUGAGGCUACGGUGUAUCCUGAUGCUCCCACUUGUAUGCAUCAUGAGCAAGUUGAUUAUGUUGUUUUCACCGAUGCUUCAUGGGACAAGGGAGAGACUGGUGUUGCAGCAAUCAUCAUCAACAUGACUGAGGGGAAUUGGCUCGUGAAGGCUAGGAAAACCACAGCUUCAUGUUCCUUGGAAGCAGAAUUUAAAGCCAUAGAGAUGGCUCUGCAGUGGGCUGUUGCAGAAAAGAAGAUGAAAAUCCUCAUUCUCUCGGAUUCUAAGAUUGCUGUGAAUUCUCUUUCGGCAAAUGAGGGAUGUCCUGAUUGGAAAUGUGCAAGUCUGUUUUUUUCAGUUAUUAAUCUAUCUAGGAAGCUGUUAGUUAGCAGGUUUAUUUUUAUAAGUCGUAGUUUAAAUAUUGUUGCUGAUGGUGUUGCAAAGAACGCUAGAUUGUCUAGUUUUCUUGAUGUUUUGUAUCAAGGGGAGGGAAUGCCCCCUGUUGUUCCCAUCACUUUUUCUACUUAA
Cannabis sativa is the source of this 3969-nucleotide messenger RNA. RefSeq lists its product as uncharacterized. NCBI's taxonomy places the organism in Eukaryota, Viridiplantae, Streptophyta, Magnoliopsida, Rosales, Cannabaceae. Gene Ontology annotation, molecular function: RNA-DNA hybrid ribonuclease activity; nucleic acid binding. The coding region runs from base 1 to 3969 and encodes 1322 amino acids. The record is from RefSeq and is a predicted model, not a curated record. The transcript has a single exon.